Messenger RNA from Solanum verrucosum, 546 nucleotides. RefSeq lists its product as uncharacterized. The coding region runs from base 62 to 493 and encodes 143 amino acids. The record is from RefSeq and is a predicted model, not a curated record. Lineage: Eukaryota; Viridiplantae; Streptophyta; Magnoliopsida; Solanales; Solanaceae. The transcript has 2 exons.
AAUUAGAGAAAAGCUUCAUCCAUAUCCUAAUUCUUCCAAGUUUCCUCCGUCAUGCUUUAACAUGAAGAAAGAUAAGAAAGAUAUCUUUCUAAAAGUUUUAAACAAUGUGGUGUUUCCAGAUAAUUAUGCAUCAAACAUUUCUAGAUGUGUUGAUCUUAAGAAACGCAAGAUCUCUAAUUUAAAGAGUCAUGAUUCCCACAUUUUGAUGGAGCAUCUUUUGCCAAUUGCUUGUAGAAGAGCUCUUCCUAAAGAAGUUACUUCAGUGUUGAUUGAGUUAUGUAACUACUGUAGAGAAAUAUCAAGCAAGGUUUUGGAUGUGAAGCAUGUAGAGAAUCUCCAGCAACGAAUUUGGUUGAAUCAUGCUAAUAUGGAAGCAAUUUUUCCUCCAUCCUUUUUCACUAUCAUGUUUCACCUGGUCAUUCAUAUUGGAGAGGAAGCAAUUCUUGCGGGUCCUGUACAAGGUCAUUGGAUGUACCCUGUUGAAAGAUGUUAAUAUAGAAACAAGGUUUAAUCGACCAAGGCGUAAUGAUGAUGACAAUGGAAUUA